UAUUGAAUGUUAACUGUCAAUUGAAAUGUCACAUGUGAGUAAUGCCAAAAAUAUGGCUGAAUUUUCAAAAUUUUAAAACAAUAGGCCCAAUUUCUAAUUGGAAGAAACCAACUUAAAUUUAGUAAUUCAUCAUAGAUUUUAGCGGAUAAAACGAGGUCCCUGGUGGUUUUCAACCUGACAAAGAUUCCUGAGAUAAACUUAAAGUUUUCCUGCUUAAUGUUAGCGUAAUGGGUAAACAUUUAUCACUAGGACAAAAUCACAAGCCAAAAGUGCCAAGACAUAAAUUGACAUAAAAGAAAGGUCAUAAACCAGUAAGUCUGCUAUCAGAAUAUUCAGUGCAUCUCAAAUAGAAGCAUCGAACUAGAUUUUGCUUUAGCAAAUACAGGAGGUACUGGAAUUCAAACUGUCUAAUUUUAGUUAAAGUAGAAGUUUUUGUAGAAAAUCUCUGAUAUAUAUAAUAAAUUCCUUAUAACCAUGAACUGGGAUGGAGAUUGCGACCUGGAGCAUGACAUUCAGAUUUACUCCGAGUUAGAGGUGGAUUCCGAACCAGGCGACCAAUUUACCAUACCGAAAUCCAUUCGAACAUACGAACAAAGAAUAAAUUUCAAUAAUACUGCCAGUAUAUUCGAUACAAACCAUUAUCUAGAAUCUUUGGCUAAAAAUGAGAAUGGAAGUUGUAGUUUCACAGAUGUUAUGAAUGAUAAUGUGGUGCCUAAUGAUUUUCUGGAUGACGAGCAUACUAUUAAGGUGUCCAUUGGGAGAGGCAGGGGAGGACGGAAUACUUUUUAUCGACCCGGAGAUUUUUCUGUAAAAACUGAUUUGGGUAAUGACGAGGCUUUAAUGCAAGAAAUAAGAAAGGUAAACCCAGUGGGUUACUCGAACGCAAUAAUUGAAGAAACCGUAAAGGCCCACCACAAAAAAAGCUCAAACAAAGCAUCCCCUAAAAAAGAAAUUAUCAGCCCAUCAAGUUCUUCACCAGUCACAACAGACUCUACAAGAAUCUCAACGAGAGAUUCGGAUAAUUUGCCAAUUGAGACGGUGGAACCUGAAAAUAAACCGCUGCCCAUUACCAGUUUGUUAAAGAAAACUAGGGAAAUGAACAAGCAGAUUCAUCUGCAACGACAAAUCCAGGCACUGGACAGUUAUAAUAAGCGGGAGGAAGAGAUUGCGUCCCAUCGGGUUAUCGAGGAGAUUUUACGACAGGACUUGGAGGAAGCACAAAGAAAGAGCAAAGGUAGAUCAACCUCAAGUCCAAACAGCAGUUCCACCAGCACGUUAAGUUCCACAAGUGACGGAACUCCAGUGUCGUGGAGCCAACGUGCGAGCAGUUCAUCACCGGCAUAUCAGUGGAAAAGACCAAAUGAUGUCGUGAACAUACACUCAUCUACGGAAUUUCCUCCAUUAAAAUAGCACCUUGAAUAAAACUAUUUGACUGUUAAACCUUGUGAUGGCAAUAUCAUAUAAGUUUAAUUAAAAAUAUUAAGGGAACAUUCAAAAGAUAAGAUUUUAUUAGAAAUAUUCCUUGCUUCUGUAAGGAGGGUACGAUGCUGAUUGCUGAGUUAAAGGAGCAAUUAUGUUUGUAAAGUAAUUUGAGAUUUACGUUUAGUUAACCUUUAGUUUUAAUAGGAUAGUGUCUUGUUAGUACCUUAGACUUGGACGGAAUUUUUUUGCAAAAUCUGGUAGGUUUCAAGUGAUAUUGUUAAUAGUGCAUUUAUCAUUCUCUGAACAAUGAUAAGUUUUAUUGCAAUAUUUUGUUGUGAGACUAUUGACUUUUUAAUGCAGUUAUUGUAUGUUCUGUUAUAAAGUAUAUAAAUGUCUUUAUUUAUUUAAUUAAAGUAUACAUAUUUUUGGG
Molecule: messenger RNA, 1852 nt
Organism: Anthonomus grandis grandis
Lineage: Eukaryota; Metazoa; Arthropoda; Insecta; Coleoptera; Curculionidae
Exons: 6
Coding region: 475-1410 (311 amino acids)
Source: RefSeq, a predicted model, not a curated record